Cicer arietinum (chickpea) is the source of this 3323-nucleotide messenger RNA. RefSeq names its product SCY1-like protein 2 A. The record is from RefSeq and is a predicted model, not a curated record. Gene Ontology annotation, biological process: protein phosphorylation. Lineage: Eukaryota; Viridiplantae; Streptophyta; Magnoliopsida; Fabales; Fabaceae. Gene Ontology annotation, molecular function: ATP binding; protein kinase activity.
GAAAAAAAAAAAAAAAGAAAGAAAAGAUGACUUGAAACACGGAGAAAGAAGAGAAGACAGAAAUCGAAAGAAGAGAAGACAGAGAUCCGCCGGGCAUCGGCCUGUCAGCACCGUAAAUCUCAUAAAUCCAUCAUCUCAACUCUUCUCUAUCAUAUCAUAUCACAUCUCUCUUUAUUCCCUAUCUCCAUUCUAAUAACUCAACACAAUCAAUUCACAAUGUCGCUCAACAUGAAAACCCUAACCCAAGCACUAGCAAAAACCGCCGCAGUCAUCGAAAAAACCGUUCAAACAACAGUCCAAGACGUCACAGGUCCAAAACCACUUCACGAUUACGACCUCCUCGAUCAGAUCGGUUCCGCAGGCCCGGGCUUAGCCUGGCGACUUUACUCCGCCCGUGCCCGUGAUCCUUCACGCCAGCAUCAGUAUCCUGUUGUAUGCGUUUGGGUGUUGGAUAAACGGGCUUUAUCUGAGGCCCGAAUGCGUGCGGGACUUACUAAAGCGGCUGAGGAUUCGUUUUUAGAUUUGAUUCGGAAGGAUGCGGCUAAGCUUGUUAGACUUAGGCAUCCUGGAAUUGUUCAUGUUGUUCAGGGACUCGAUGAGAGUAAGAAUGCAAUGGCCAUGGUUACCGAACCUUUGUUUGCUUCUGUUGCUAAUACUCUUGGGAAUCUUGAUAAUGUUCCUAAUGUUCCUAAAGACCUGAGGGGAAUGGAAAUGGGACUGUUGGAGGUGAAACAUGGUUUACUUCAGAUAGCGGAGUCGUUGGAUUUUCUCCACAACCAUGCUCAUCUUAUUCAUGGAGCUAUAUCACCUGAGAAUGUUUUUAUCACAUUGAGUGGAGCUUGGAAACUUGGUGGAUUUGGUUUUGCAAUUUCUUCUUCUCAGAACCCUGGUGACUCAUCUAAUCUGCAUGCCUUCCAUUAUGCUGAAUAUGACAUUGAAGACUCUGUUUUGCCACUUCAGCCAUCACUUAAUUACACUGCUCCUGAGAUGGUGAGGAGCAAUGCUUCUUCAGCUGGGUGCUAUUCUGAUAUUUUCAGUUUUGGAUGCCUUGCCUACCAUUUAAUUGCUCGCAAGCCUUUGUUUGACUGCCACAACAAUGUCAAGAUGUACAUGAAUACCUUGACUUACUUAUCCAGUGAUGCUUUCUCAUCUAUCCCAUCGGAUCUGGUUCCUGACUUGCAAAAGAUGCUCUCUUCAAAUGAAUCUUUCAGGCCAACUGCUAUGGAUUUUACAGGGUCACAAUUUUUUCGAAAUGACACUAGGUUACGUGCUCUGCGUUUCCUGGACCACAUGCUUGAAAGAGAUAACAUGCAGAAGUCAGAGUUCUUAAAAGCAUUGGCAGAUAUGUGGAAAGAUUUUGAUUCCCGUGUAUUGCGAUACAAGGUCCUUCCACCACUUUGUGCAGAACUUAGGAAUGUGGUGAUACAGCCGUUGAUUCUGCCAAUGGUUCUAACCAUUGCGGAGUCUCAGGACAAGAAUGAUUUUGAGCAAUCAACACUUCCAGCCCUUGUCCCUGUCUUAAGCACUGCUUCGGGUGAUACAAUGCUACUACUUCUGAAGCACGCCGAGCUAAUAAUAAACAAGACUAGUCAAGAGCAUUUAAUUUCACAUGUUCUUCCAAUGAUUGUUCGGGCCUAUGAUGAUAAUGAUGCACGUUUACAAGAAGAGGUCCUAAAAAAGUCUGUAUCCCUGACUAAACAACUUGAUGCCCAGUUGGUGAAACAAGUGAUUUUGCCCCGUGUUCAUGGACUAGCGCUCAAAACAACAGUUGCUGCGGUUAGAGUCAAUGCUUUGCUGUGCCUAGGAGACAUGGUUAAUCGACUUGAUAAGCAUGCUGUCCUGGAAAUCUUGCAAACUAUUCAGCGCUGUACUGCUGUUGACCGUUCUCCCCCAACCCUUAUGUGUACCCUUGGGGUUGCAAACUCUAUUUUUAAGCAGUAUGGUGUAGAAUUUGUUGCUGAGCAUGUUCUUCCAUUGCUUAUGCCACUCCUGACUGCUCAACAACUGAAUGUUCAACAGUUUGCCAAAUAUAUGCUCUUUGUCAAGAAUAUGCUCCAGAAGAUAGAAGAGAAGCGAGGAGUUACUGUGACCGAUUCCGGAAUCCCUGAGGUAAAACUAUCUCCUGCAGUUAAUGGCCUGCAGGUGGAAGCUCCGAGGACAAGCAGCAGCGUUGUUCUUACGCCAACAAAAAGCAGCUCAUCUUGGGAUGCAGAUUGGGGUCCUCCCAAAGCAACGCGAACUGCCAAUUCUGUCCAGAACACUAUCAAUAAUUCUAGUCAAUCUGUGGUAGGCAACCCUGUUGGUCAAGUUACAUCUUUACAAAAUAAUUUGUCCUUAUCUGGUGUAUCUAAUCAGCAAACAGCCAAGUCAUGUCCUUCGGUAGAUUUAGAGUGGCCGCUUCGUGCAUCAUCCGUUGUUACGUCACAAUUUGGUGAUACCGUAAGGCAAACGAUUCCACCAGGAACCUCAUCCACAUAUAAUGUUGAAGAUGAUGAUCCUUUUGCUGAUUGGCCUCCGCGUACUAGUGGCUCAUUAUCUGGUGGAUCUGGAAAUUCCAACAAUGGUACUUUAGGAAUGUCACCAAACAAAUUGGGGCAUAAUUCAAGGACAAGCAAUUCAAGCAAUCUUGGUAUCCAAGCUAGCAACAAUUGGUCUGUCAAUUCCCAAAGUUCGUCUAUCGGUAACUCGAAUAAUGGCAUUGAACCUCCAAACUCUCUUGGGUUCCUAAAACAAAGUCAGGCUUUUCCAGCAUCAAACGCUGUUUCAUCAUAUACUAAUAAUGUUAAAUCAACUGAUCUUGGAUCAAUAUUUUCUUCCAACAAGAAUGAACAAAUUGCACCUAGACUCGCACCACCCCCUUCAACCACGUUGGGUAGAGGACGGGGAAGAGGGAGAGGAGCUACUUCAACCAAACAACCUUCUCAUACCAAGUCAAGCACUGAGCAGCCACCCCUUUUGGAUUUGUUGGGGUAGCUUGCUUCUAUUAUUGUUCUUCUUGAUUGUAUAUUUAUGCAACAUUCUAUGUUGAAUGCUCGGAGACAAUUUCCGGGAAGGAAGAAGAGAGAAUGCGGAAAAUCUUGCCACGCAACAUCUGCUGCAAGUGACUAUGUAAAGGUUUUGUUGUACUUUGCUUACUUAGUAUAUAGUGAUCUUGCAAAAAUUUGGUUUAUUUUAUUUUUUGGGUCGCCAUAUGUCUUUAUUUUUCUUAGGGUGUCAGGCAAAUUGUAUUCAGAAAAGUCCUGAUUGUUGCGACUGGGUUGAAAAUAAUAAAAGCAGUGAUUAAUUUUCUUCUUAAUCGAGAAUGAUUUGGAUUCUGUUAUGUA